UCAAAGUCAACCUACCAACCACAAAAGGCCCAUUGUAACCAUUGAGCAACCUCAAAUUACAGUAUCUCUUAAUGUUCCUCUUGUUCUUAUCGUAUCAUCUCCUUCGAUCAUCAUCCCAAUAUUUUUCUUUUCUUCAAACGCAAAAAAUAUAUAGGAUUUGUGCAUGGACCGGAGACCAAACCGGCUAAAGCUUUGUCCUCAUGAACCCUAAAGGUAGAAUAAGUCUCAAACGUUCAAUCACCGGUCAUCAUGGUUCGAUAUUACAGCUACACCUCUUUCUCCUACUCUUCUCCGGCCAAGCUUCGGCUCAAGCCACUCACGGCGGUUCAGAUAUGUAUAGAGAAAGCUCCCGGUUCGACCCAACCAUGGCAAUACUCAUGAUCGUCCUCGUCAGCGUUUUCUUCGCUCUAGGGUUCUUCUCCGUAUAUAUCCGUAGGUGUCUCGAGCGAGUCAUGGGGAUGGACAAUACACACCCCGCUAACGCCGGCGGAAACUGGCUUUCUCUGAGCCGCCCGCAAGCGCGUGGACUUGACGCGUCUGUCAUUGAGACUUUUCCUACGUUCAGAUACUCAACGGUGAAGGCGCUUAGGAUAGGCAAAGAGGCCCUUGAGUGUCCUGUCUGCUUAAACGAGUUCGAAGACGCUGAAACGCUGCGUUUGAUUCCUAAAUGUUGCCACGUAUUCCAUCCGGGCUGUAUAGACGCUUGGCUUCGUUCUCACGCCACGUGUCCUCUCUGCCGCGCCAAUCUCGUCCCCGUACCGGGAGAAUCGGUUGCUUCUAUCCAGAUACCCGGUUUAGCAGAUGAAGCUCCCCGUUCUGAGUUAACCGGUGAUCGAAUUACGGUUUUGGGUUCUCCGGAUGCGAGAUUGAUUGACUCGGUGGCGUUGACCGGUAACCAGAGUAUGCCACGUAGGUCUCUGUCUACCGGUUGGAAUUUAGCCGGAAUUUUCACUAAUUCUGAUUGGACCGGUCAACAUGGGGAGAAUCUCGACCGGUUCACACUUAGGUUACCGCAAGACAUUCACAAUAAGCUAGUGAACCCAAAUCUUUCAAAAGGCCACCUAGCGUUACCUCAGGUGAUGAGUUCAGCAAGAGGAUACCGAACCGGAAGCCUAGAGACUGAUGCAAACUAUUUCUACUAUGAACGGUUUGACCAAGGUGGUCGGUUAGACCGCAGACCGUUCUCCAUGACUCCUCCUUACCGGACAUGUUCGAUCAAUACUUCUCCGGAUGGCGGUGGUGAUCAGGUGCGUGCUGGUACACCAAAAGGUUUGCUUCUAGCUAUGAAAUCACCGUUCGAUCGGUUGUUUCUUGGAAUGAACAACAUUGGUGAACGUUCAUCAAACAAUAACAUCGGUGAACGAGUCUAGUCAUGUAGCUAUGUAGAUCAAUAACAUCGGUGAACGAGUCUAGUCACCAACGUAGCUUCGCCCCUGUUCGUCGGAUCACCUUCGUACCGUCGACGCUAGUCAUGUAGCUGUGUAGAUCAAUUUAUGUUAAUUGGUUUAUUUGAGAAAGCCUUACUUUAUACAUAUUUCAUUUUUACUUUCGCAUUCUGUAUUUUCAGUUUAAUGUUACGGAAAGAGGUCCGCAUCUUUGGUUA
Messenger RNA from Brassica oleracea var. oleracea, 1603 nucleotides. Its product is annotated as RING-H2 finger protein ATL11-like. The transcript has a single exon. The record is from RefSeq and is a predicted model, not a curated record. The coding region runs from base 201 to 1370 and encodes 389 amino acids. Lineage: Eukaryota; Viridiplantae; Streptophyta; Magnoliopsida; Brassicales; Brassicaceae.